Molecule: messenger RNA, 462 nt
Organism: Cryptomeria japonica (Japanese cedar)
Lineage: Eukaryota; Viridiplantae; Streptophyta; Pinopsida; Cupressales; Cupressaceae
Product: alpha carbonic anhydrase 7-like
Exons: 6
Coding region: 1-462 (153 amino acids)
Molecular function (GO): zinc ion binding; carbonate dehydratase activity
Source: RefSeq, a predicted model, not a curated record
AUGGGUAAGGAAUGGUUAGGCCGCCUGAAGUCUCUGCUCGACAAGGACUGGGAAGUGAGGAGGUCUGAAGUGGCUGAGGGGUGGAGGUUUCUUGAUCAAUUUCUUCGUGAAAAGGAAGGUGGUGUGGUUGUUGCAGGUGCGGGUGAGGAUGAAGGCAGCGAGCAGAGGCCGCAGUUGAGAUGGGCAAAAGGAGCAGGCACUAUUCAAGUUGAUGGAGUUAACUUUACUCUCCAACAAUGUCACUGGCAUUCUCAUAUCGAGCACCUUAUCAGUGGCAGAAGAUAUCCUUUGGAAAAGGAUAUGGUGCACCAAAUAGCAGGUAACAGAAUAGUGGUUAUUGUAAUUUUGUACAAUAUGGGAAACUCUGAUGCAUUCCUUAUCGGGUUGAGGAAUGAAAUAGUAAGUCUGAGUCACAACACCACAGUAGAGGCAGAGGAAAGAUUUCUGUUCAUAUUCAGGUGA